AUGGACGAAGUCGAAAACCCUCAGGUCAAGGCUCCUGAAGAAGAGAGCGACAGCAUAAUCACACCCGCCGAGGAUACCGCUGCGAGCCUGAACCUCGAGGAUGCUCCUAUCGUCCCUCCGGCAGACCGACAGUCGAACGACAACGACGCAUCUAAGCGACCGCUGUUGAAACGCGACUUGUCAGCGCCGCCGCCCAAGCAGCCUCCACCCGCCGUGCCUGAGCUGGACCCCAGCCAGGAUCCUCCCGACUCUCUGACACUUGCCCAACUCAAGAAUCUCCGCGCUGGUUUCCCCGUCCUGCAAGCCCACCUCCAGCAGCCUGUUCCCUUCUCGUCUGUCUACGACUUUGAGUACCACGACUCGCAGUCCUUUCCUGUCGAGCUGGAAGAAUGGUUUACAUACAGCGAGAAAGAGAGGUCCAAACUGCGCCAGAUCAAUGCUGCCUUCGACCAUGCGUGGAAGGCACACACUGCCCAAGAGCCUGUCCCAGACUGGACCGCCUCUCCCCAAUUGGGCAUGAACUUUGUUGCCAAUCUGCUACACGACUUGCAACUUGGCACUCCCCACCAGAAGAACCAAGCUCUCCAAGUCUUGACCUAUAUCUCUCUGGGCACAUGGGAAGAAACUGCUGGCAGAGAGGCUCCCAACCCCUUCUUUGCUGUUCUCGGUUCCAAUCAACCACAAGUCACGGCUGGUCUCCCGAAUUAUGCUGGUGCAACAUUUCAGAUGCAGAUAAUGAUCAACACUCUCUGCAUGCUCUCACAGCAAGGCGCUGUAUCAUUGGUCUACGAUCUCAUGAAAUCUGUUUGCGAGAGAGACCUUACUGCUUCGGCUCAGAAUGAGGAUACCUCUAACUCAAAGUACGCUGAGGGUGAUGAGAGCAUCGAUGUCUGGUGCACCCUGACUCUCAUCUAUCUGUUUGUCGAGCUGAGCCGCAUCUCUGAGGGUACGCCCGACGCCCAUGUGUUGCAUAGAGAGCUUGCCUUGAUCAAACCUGAUCUGUUGAUCACAUGUACGAACAUGAUCGCCCAGAUGAGAUGGGACGAAUUCGCUCCUGUCCCACAAACAAAAGUUUUUUUGUUGCUAUGGAAGACUAUCUUGAUCUCUUUCGGUGGCGUCGAGACAGCCGACAAGGUCAAGUCUUCGUUCCAGGAGAAUGUCGGCGAGAAAGACGAGCGCGGCCAUCCGCUUAUCACCGCUUCCCCACUAGACUACCAUCUCUUCAGACAAGAGAUUACCUCAAAGUAUCCUGCCUAUCAACCACCGCCUCCAUUGUUUGCAUUCGAGCCUGAGAAUAACACCAUCUUGCCUCCGCUUCGUCACAGACAGACAAAAAUCGACAGUAAUGACCAUACCGCAUCGACAGGAACCGGUGUCCACGGCUCUUCCAUCUUGCAUCAAGCGGUGCAUAUAGCCACCCCAGCACCGUCGCCUCCGCCUUCCCCAGCUGGUCCAGGAGGCAAAGGUACCAAAAAACAGAAUUACCAGACCAACCAGAUGUUCCCUUUCCUCUAUCCACCGCUCGAUGAAUCAAGCAAUGACCUAGGUGGCAAAGGUUCUACGGAGUUGCAAGACGCUCUUGCAGGCAGGAAAUGGAGAGGAAGUGAUGUUCCAGCUUCCAUUCUUGAAGCCGCCGACUUAUUCUCCAAACGCAUGAGGGCCACUAGAGCAAUGAAGCAGCUUUGGGAUACCAGAAUUGACUACAUGAAGUUUGAGAGAGGGUGGUCCGCUGAUUUUGACGUAGAGAAGCUCGAUCUUUACGAAACCCAGGAAAACGGUUUUUCCACAACCGAGCAUGAAGAUGCGGCGGAAGAGACAGAACAGCCAAAAAACCAAGAACCGCUGUCAGAGAACGACAAAAUUUUGGAAGCGGUUGGAAAUUUCUAUCGCGAUGUUUUGCCGCAGAUGCAGUCUGUUGUCUUUGUGUUGCUGAAAGGCAUGGCGAGAGUCUAUGCAGAUACAACCGCCAAUCCACAAGCUCAGGCUUUCGAGAACGGGCAUGUCCCUGACGGUAUAUCGAUAUCUGCGGAACAGGUUGAUGCUUCUCGAUCCACAGAAAUUACCGGCAAAGCUGUGUCGUCCAUCUUGCUGCUAUUGCUAAAAUGGUUCAAGCUAUCGCACAUUCUUCGCUUUGAAUAUCUCAACCAAUUACUUCUGGAUUCGGGGUACAUAAUCGCAGUGCUACGAAUAUGGCAAUGGCAAGACAUCGGCCGCGCCUGCCACUUCAUGCUCGACAGACCGGAACUCGAUUUCUUCAACUUCUGUCGCGCGAACUCGAGAAACCCAAUCUUGCCCGACUUCGUGGCGGUCGAUGAAGCAGUAGGGUCCGAAGACGAGGCGAUGCCUCCGCCUAUCAAGUUCCGCAGAGAGUCAGAAGCAAUUUCAGAGGUUUCCGCCAGCUCAAUCCCACCAGACUACACCACUCACCCACCAGAAGUCGACGAACUUGGAUACUUGACUCAAGCGCCUCCACCUGCGCCCAUCCAAUCCUAUUCCUACCGAAACACUUUCACAUACAUCAAUUACUUGCGCGUAUUACAGAAGAUCACUCGCCGCAAAGCGCAUCGUUCUCUGCUCUUGGUGUCCUAUAAGUCAUCCAACGUGCUAAAGAAGUCGCUGCGAGUGCCCGUUGAUAUCAUGAGGUACUACACGCUCAAGCUCUUCAAAACUCAAGUGCCCUACUGCGGUCGCAAAUGGCGUCAGAGCAACAUGAAGAUCAUCACGGCGGUUUGGCUCAGCGUCCCUUCCGAGUUGCGCGAUGAUUGGCUAUCCGGCGGUGGUGGCGGCAUGGGCGGUGCGGGCCCUGGAGAUGUGGACGGUACUGUAGAGGAAGCGUUGCCUCUUGAGCAAUCACUGCGCAGUCUCACCCACUGGUGGAAUGUGCGUAAUUACCCUGACAAAAUGGGCGUGGAGAAGAAGUUGGUUGUGGAAGAGCAAGAUUUUUUCGCCAAAGAGCUGGAAAAGAUGGAAUUGGGACGUAUUGAAGAUGAAUUGCUCGAGGAGAGUAUGAUUGACGAUGCAUGGGCACAGCCGAUGGAACAUUAUGCAUAG
Molecule: messenger RNA, 3051 nt
Organism: Aureobasidium namibiae CBS 147.97
Lineage: Eukaryota; Fungi; Ascomycota; Dothideomycetes; Dothideales; Saccotheciaceae
Exons: 1
Coding region: 1-3051 (1016 amino acids)
Biological process (GO): cytoskeleton organization
Cellular component (GO): cytosol
Source: RefSeq, a predicted model, not a curated record